AUGGCGAUAGAGAAGACUGAAAGUACCCUCAGCGCUACAGGUUGUUUCAAAUCUGAGGUUUCAGUAGAUGAACGCUUGUUUGGUUCGUUGAAUUCCGAAAUCGCUGAUGCGCUUGCAGAUUAUGUUCGGAAGGCGAUCAUUGAAGGGGUGGAAUCUCUACCAUUGGUUACAGAUCAAGAGAAGAUUUUUGCGUUGAAACAAAAGAUAGAGGGGGCCUGUAUGCGCAAUAUUGAUAUAAUGGAAUCUUACGGCAGCCGCAACAUUUUCACGCUUCGCAACUACACCCGCCGUCGACAGCUACAUGUAUUACAUGCAAGCAAUCCAUCUUUGCGAGAAGUCGACAUGACGGAAGGCAAUACGCAAGUGAUUCUAGAUCAAUCUGCAUUGAUUAUCUUGCCUACAAGUGCAGAAAUGCCGUCUCUCGAGCAAAUGAAUCAGCUUGAACGCGAGCUCGUUCAACUGAAAGAGAGAUUGAAUGCUACUCGAUUACUCAGGAAUGAACUUGCCUCGAAAUACCACGGCCUUGAAAGCGCGAUUGCAGUUAGUAAUGUUGCAGUCACGGCCUUGCUAGAGAUAUCUACAGAGAAUGUUGCCUUUCCAGUCAACCAGGUGGUUUCAAAGGGAAAAGACUUGCGUGAAUUGACAAAUGAAUGUAAAGAAAUGAUUCAUCAAUUGGGCACUACCAAGAAAGCAAGAAACAAUGACGUGGAAAAUGAUGAGAUCCCUGCCUCUAUGAAGGAGCAAACGAAAAGGAAAAGGCUUUCUAUGGAAGACGAGUACAAACUCGAUCGAAAAGUUCUUCAGUCGAAUACUGUUUCAAGUCUCGACGCGUUGAGAAGUAUUUUGAGGCCAUGA
Cylindrotheca closterium is the source of this 855-nucleotide messenger RNA. NCBI's taxonomy places the organism in Eukaryota, Bacillariophyta, Bacillariophyceae, Bacillariales, Bacillariaceae. The record is from the annotation of a GenBank genome assembly.